Messenger RNA from Lathyrus oleraceus (garden pea), 735 nucleotides. RefSeq lists its product as uncharacterized. Gene Ontology annotation, molecular function: DNA helicase activity. Bases 1 to 735 code for a protein of 244 amino acids. Lineage: Eukaryota; Viridiplantae; Streptophyta; Magnoliopsida; Fabales; Fabaceae. The transcript has 2 exons. Gene Ontology annotation, biological process: telomere maintenance; DNA repair. The record is from RefSeq and is a predicted model, not a curated record.
AUGUAUGUCACUGAAUUUCAAAAGCGAGGACUUCCGCAUGUGCAUAUGUUAUUGGUCUUAGAAAGUAACGAUAAGUUGCGUGACCCAAAAGAUUAUGAUAGUAUGGUAAGAGAAGAAAUACAUCAAUUAGAAUGUGAGCCACAGUUGAAUGAAGCUCUUGUAAAACAUAUGAUCCACAGACCUUGCGGCGUAAUCAACCGAAAGUCUCCAUGUAUAAAAGACGGACGUUGUAAGAAAAUGCAUCCCAAACAAUUCUUGGAUGAAACACGUCAAGGCACUGAUUCAUAUCCCGAGUAUAGGAAAAGGUUUGAUGAAUCUAUAUCAUUAGGUAGAGAUAGGUUUAUCAAUAAUAGAUGGGUGGUUCCUUAUAACUCUAGGUUACUGUUAAAGUAUGACUGUCACAUCAAUGUAGAGAUUUGCACUAGCAUUAAAGAUGCAAUUCCAAAUAUCAUACAAGAGGAGUUAGCAGUCGAUAUCCCCAAUGAAGAUAUUGAAUCUGUUGCUAAGUUAAAUAAUGAUCAAAUGAUUGCAUUCAAAACCAUUAUGAAUGUAAUUGUUCAAAAACACAGUGGGGUAUUUUUUGUUGAUGGUCCAGGAGGAACACGUAAAACAUUCCUUUAUAGAGCAUUAAUUGCAAGUUUAAGAAGUAGAGGAGAAAUUAUCUUAGCAACUGCAUCAUCUGGUAUAGCUGCAACAUUGUUACUCGGUGAUAGGACUGCAUACUCUCGAUUUUAG